CAUGUUAUUGAUCCUUGGCUGAAGAUAGAAUGUUUGGGCGAAAGUGACGAUUUAAAUAAUUCGCCAAUUGACCUGUCAUGGUAUAACGCAAAAGUUUACCCAAGGCCUAACAAAAGAUUGAAGAGAUCUGAUGGUUAG
Messenger RNA from Acaulospora morrowiae, 138 nucleotides. Lineage: Eukaryota; Fungi; Glomeromycota; Glomeromycetes; Diversisporales; Acaulosporaceae. The record is from the annotation of a GenBank genome assembly.